Molecule: messenger RNA, 3060 nt
Organism: Acanthopagrus latus (yellowfin seabream)
Lineage: Eukaryota; Metazoa; Chordata; Actinopteri; Spariformes; Sparidae
Gene: sh2d3a
Product: SH2 domain containing 3A
Exons: 19
Coding region: 16-2559 (847 amino acids)
Biological process (GO): small GTPase-mediated signal transduction; positive regulation of peptidyl-serine phosphorylation
Molecular function (GO): phosphotyrosine residue binding; guanyl-nucleotide exchange factor activity
Source: RefSeq, a predicted model, not a curated record
UUCUGCUGUUCAGACAUGAAUAAUCGCUCUAUCGCCUGGUGGCUGAGACAGAUUGGCCUGUCCCAGUACACCAAGACACUAGAGAGUGAAUAUUACGGUCUGGAGGGUUUGCUGAAUGUGACGGACGGAGAACUUAAGGAUGCAGGGAUAGAGGAUGCAACACACAGAGAAACCAUCCUCAAUCAGCUUUCAAGGCAGCGGCAGAGACUGGACCCACACUCUGCUUCAUAUUUGACAAACCAGCAUGACAGUGGAACACAAGUGGUGCGCAGGGUGAGCCGGAAGUACUCCUUGGGAUCGUCUUUGGAUUUGGUGAAGCCAAAGAAGGAUCUGUUUCGUCAGAGUGUUCUUCCCCGCCUCCAGCGUGCUGAUAAAAAACACCGCCUCUCUGCCUCCUGCUCCCAGCUCCGCCCCCUGAACGAAGACAACAGUAUCAGUGAGACAGAGCGAAGUCAGGACAGCAAAAGCAGCAAGAGGAGGAGUGUCAGCGCAUACUUUAGCCAGCUAAAGGUGUUUGGCGGUCGGAGAGAGAUGGAGUCACUGAAGAAAGAGCUGGAGGAGGAGCUGAAGCUCAGCACUGAGGACCCGAGGAGCCAUGCAUGGUACCACGGACCGCUGAGCCGAGAGGCUGCAGAGUCUCUGUUUGAGAGGGACGGAGACUUCCUGGUCCGAGACUCAAGCUCCGCCCCUGGUGACUACGUUUUGAGCUGCUUUUGGAAGAAUGGGCCGAUGCACUUCAAGAUCAUACGAGUGAUCCUUCGUCCCAAAAAGGGCUACUCUCGGGAGCUGUUCCAGUUCGAGGAGGAUCGCUUUGACAAUGUUCCCGCUCUGAUCCGAUUCUAUGUGGGUGGGCGCCGGCCCAUCUCCCAGGCCUCAGGCGCCGUGAUCUUUCACCCAAUCACACGGACACUUCCUCUGAGAGUCAUCACAGAGCGACAUGCGGAGUCCAGCAGCAGCAAUACAGGUGCAAGUGGAGACAAACACAGUGAAUCCAACAAAAGGCGCAGCCUCAGCUAUGCACACGCCGACACACUGCAGGUCAUCAAUCCACUGCUCAGGAGUGGGAGUCAGCCUUCUAACAUGGAGAAUGUGGGACGGAGGCCUUCACUUCAGUCUGCACAGUCUGACAGCAACCUACGAACUGGUGUUCCACAGGACAAGCAGUCAGAGGACACUGGCCCCGCCCCCAUCUCACCCGUGUUUCGCACAGGCAGUGAACCCCUGCUGAGCCCACGACCACGACACACGCGGCCGUCCCUUCCAGGUGGUGGUGUAACUUUGCGAGGUUCAGAUGGACAGCUGCACCCCAGAGCUCCUCCCAAACCUCUCAGGGUCUCUGCCAUCUUCCCCAACUCCGUCCUUCCCCCAUCCAGAGACAAAGACUGUGACCCCUCCUCUUUCUACGAUGAGCUGGUCGUCCAGUUGCCACAGUCCAAACGGAAGGGUCAUGUGGACCGACUGCGUGUAGAGGAGAAGUGGCAGAGCCGCGCCCGCCUCACAGAGACAUCGUUUGGCUUUCUGGAGGCACAGAAGAAUGAAGCAUCGUCCGAGGUGCCGUUGCUGCCGCUGAAGAAGUCAGCAGAAGCCGUGGAAGACUGGCAUUUUGAAAAGCCACAUGUGGAGUUGGUCUCAUGUUUCCAGUUGGAUCAGUUUGAGUCGCUGCUCUUGCCGGAGAACAACCGACCUCUAGAGCCCAGCGUCCUGCUGGGGCUCAAAGAGCUCUUCAACAAAUCAAACUCUGAAACCAUGGCUCUGCACAUGCUCAGUGUUGACUGCCAGGUAGCGCGCAUCGUUGGGGUGACUGAUGACCAGAAGAGGAUUAUGGGAGUCGGAUCGGGGUUGGAGCUUGUCACUCUGCCACAUGGAAGCCGGUUACGGCAAGAUUUGUUAGAAAGGCAUCAUCUCAUAGCUCUGGGAGUCGCUGUGGACAUCCUGGGCUGCACUGGGACUGUGAGCCAGAGGGCGACCGUUUUACAUAAAUUAAUCUUAUUGGCUCAGGCCCUGAAAGAACACGCCCACAACCUCUACUCCUUCUCAGCUGUGAUGAAGGCUCUGGAGAUGCCUCAGAUAAUGCGACUGGAGAUGACGUGGAGAGCGCUGAGGAGGAACCACACCGAGACUGCGGUUUUAUUUGAGAAGAAACUGAAGCCCUUCAUGAAUUUGCUGAACGAUGGCGACGACUCUGCAGUCCAUGGUCCAAUAGCUGUGCCACAUCUGGUUCCUCUGCUGAUGGCGAUGGAGGGCGAGGACCCGGUGGAGGACAGUGAGCGAGGCUGUGAGCUUCUCUACGAUGUCCUCCAAUCAGCUCGCAGAGCUGCGCUGCAUGCACAGGAUUAUCAGCAGCACGCACGCUCACUGCUCACAGGAGGGUGGGAGCCAGUCCCGGAGCUGCUGGAGGCUUUCCGGACAGAGUUUGCCCUGCGGCUGUUCUGGGGUCAGUCGGGGGCAGCGGCCGACAGAGCGGAGCGCUACGAGAAGUUUGACAAGAUUCUCUGUGUCCUCUCAGAUAAACUGGAACCUGUGGAGAUCACCCCACAGCAGCCUGACCCUCUAACCUGAGCCUCGGGGUGGAAUCAGCACUUUCUUCACAAGAGGAAGAAGUGAAAUGUUUUUAUUUGAGCCUCGGCAUUUUGCAGCAGCCAAGGCUAAGAUCUCAUCCCUGAGAUCUCACAGACACAAAGAAAAGUUGUUUUUGAAAGAAGAGAGUCAGUCAAGAAACAACUUAAUUUUUAAACGAACAAGUUAUUUCUGGGAUGUGUUGCCACAGGGCAGUCCUCUGUUUUGAAGCGCUGCGUUGGAUUAAUUUUCUUUUUUUUCUUUAUUUUACUGUCUUUUUUCUGUUUAUCCAAACACUAUCAUCGGUUUACUACUUCAAAUGUACAUUUCCGAUACCAAGACACUGUUUUAUUAAUCCACGCCAGUUGUCUGAUACUUGAGUUUCCAACAUGAACAUUUUGAUUUAGUUCCCUUUUGUAUACGAGCUGCUGCUGUAAGGGACCACACUGGACAUUUUGUUUUUCAUUUCAGUGUUUCGAAUGGAAUAAAUGUGUUUUAUUUUUG